AUGCAAGUGCCACUUCUUCGUCUGCAAUGCGGUGUCAACAGCUACGACUGGGGCAAGGUCGGCCAAGAGUCGACUGCCGCCAAGUAUGCGGCCACCACAGCUGCCCCGGAUUUCGCGAUCGAGGCUGAGAAGCCUUACGCUGAACUCUGGAUGGGCACCCACCCUUCGCUUCCCUCCAAAGAUGUCGAGACCCAGCGUACCCUCCUUGAUCUGGUCCAGGACAACCAGGCCCUUUUGUCGACACAAAUCAACGAGAGAUUCGGAGGAAGACUCCCGUUCCUGUUCAAGGUGCUUUCCAUCCGCAAAGCCUUGAGUAUCCAGGCCCACCCCAACAAAAAGUUGGCCGAGCAGCUGCAUGCCAGAGACUCGAAGAAUUACCCUGAUGACAACCACAAGCCCGAGAUGACCAUUGCCAUUACACCGUUCGAGGGCGUGUGCGGCUUCCGCCCUUUGGCCGAGAUUACCCAUUUCCUUCAGGCCGUGAAGCCUCUGCGCAAUCUUGUUGGCGACAAAGCUGCAAGCGCAUUUGAGCAGACUGUCAAGGGCAAUGAGGAUUCCGAAGAUUCCACAGUCAUCCAAACUAACAAGGAGGCCCUCCGCUCCCUGUUCACAUGCCUGAUGGAGUCGUCGCCCGAGAACAUCGAGUCAGCCACCAGCGAUCUCCUGUCAAUCGCAGAGAGCAGCCCUGACAGCUUUGCCAUCCUGCCCGGUGAGGAGGAGACAAACCCCUCGAACCCCAGCGAGAUUGCUGCGCUCGUGACGCGACUGAACGGCCAAUUCCCUAACGAUAUCGGUUUGUUCGUGUUCUUCUUCCUCAACUUCGUCAAGCUACAGCCAGGCGAGGCCAUGUUCCUUAAAGCCGAUGACAUUCAUGCAUACAUCUCCGGUGAUAUUAUUGAGUGUAUGGCUUCCUCCGACAACGUCGUUCGCGCUGGAUUUACCCCUAAGUUCAAGGAUGUGGACACCCUCACCCAGAUGUUGACCUACUCCUACGCCCCCAUCGAAGAGCAGAAGCUCCAGGCAACGGACUAUCCUUACGCCGUCCUGAACGCCACUGCAUACUCGAGCGCCUCCUCGGCCAUGCUCUACGAUCCUCCCAUUGACGAGUUCAGCGUUGUCAAGACGGAUCUGAACCGCAAGGGUGCCAAGGUCACUUUCGACCCGAUCGACGGUCCCAGCAUUAUCAUUUGCACACGUGGCCAGGGUAAGAUCACUGUCGGAAACAAGACCGAGGAAGUCAAGGAGGGCUACGUGUUCUUUGUUGGUGCCACCGCCGAGUGCAUUAUUGAGGACACUGCUAGUGGAGAGGACGAAGAUGAUGUCUUCACCACUUACAAGGCGUUCUGCGAGUUGCCCGGUGAGGAAAAUGCGCCCGAUGAUCAAUAG
Messenger RNA from Penicillium antarcticum, 1386 nucleotides. It is a transcript of the gene pmi1, whose product is annotated as mannose-6-phosphate isomerase pmi1. Bases 1 to 1386 code for a protein of 461 amino acids. Lineage: Eukaryota; Fungi; Ascomycota; Eurotiomycetes; Eurotiales; Aspergillaceae. Gene Ontology annotation, molecular function: zinc ion binding; mannose-6-phosphate isomerase activity. The transcript is spliced from 5 exons. Gene Ontology annotation, cellular component: cytosol. Gene Ontology annotation, biological process: GDP-mannose biosynthetic process; carbohydrate metabolic process. The record is from RefSeq and is a predicted model, not a curated record.